Messenger RNA from Folsomia candida, 2870 nucleotides. Its product is annotated as long-chain fatty acid transport protein 4. Gene Ontology annotation, biological process: triglyceride homeostasis. The record is from RefSeq and is a predicted model, not a curated record. Gene Ontology annotation, cellular component: endoplasmic reticulum. Gene Ontology annotation, molecular function: long-chain fatty acid-CoA ligase activity; long-chain fatty acid transmembrane transporter activity. Lineage: Eukaryota; Metazoa; Arthropoda; Collembola; Entomobryomorpha; Isotomidae. The transcript has 10 exons. The coding region runs from base 936 to 1628 and encodes 230 amino acids.
GCUUGGAUAAAUUAUGGGACGGAAAAGUUAGCUCGUAUUUACAAGGAAACAAUUUGUGUAAUCGGGAUGGAAACUUUGUAUAUUUUGUGCCUGAUUCUGGCAUGUUUUUUGAUCCGUUUUUGUAUCCAGCAUGGUGACACAAUUCAAGCCGUGAGACGCACGUUUCGUCGCGACGUGUUCAUGAUUUCGAAAUUCAUACAACUCACGGUGUGGACAUUUCUGGAUGUGAGGAGAAAUAUGACUGUGUUCAAAUAUUUCGACGAAACGGUGGAGAAGCGGGGGACGAAGGCGUGUUUCCUUUUUGAGGAUGAAAUUUGGACGUUUGCUAAAGUGCAAAAUGAGACGUUCCGAGUUGCUAAAUAUUUUCGAGAUGCGGGUUAUCAGAAGGGAGACGUUGUGGGGCUCUUGAUGGAAAAUAGGCCGGAAUUUAUCUGCAUUUGGUUAGGACUUUCAAGGAUUGGCGUCAUUACGAGCCUUAUCAACACGCAGUUGCGGCGGAGUUCCUUAAUCCACUGUCUGAAAGUUUCAAAUAGUAGGGGUCUCAUCUUUGUAGAGAAAUUGACUUCUGGUUGGUUCGGUAUAAAUAAACCGUUGCAAACGAAAUGUCUAAAACGGUGGAAACAAAAAAUUCGACACCUUUGACCGUUGGCGUCAUCACCGUGGCGCCGUGACCUAAUGACCUUCAACGCCCAUCUUCGUACUCAUCCCGUCCUCAAAAAUUAGAAACAAGUUGGCGAAAACCGCAUGUCGAAAUUCGAAUCCGUUCUAAAGUUAUCGUGGAGACGGACAGACGGACGGACGGACAGACAGACAGACAGACAAGACGUUUCCAUAAAGGGGCUUUCACCCCUAAAUAAAUCGAAGUAAAAAUAAAUCCAACCUGAACAAAAAAGAGGGUGACCCAAUAGUUUUAUUAACUAUACGAACUUGUUGUGAUGUCCUCAUUUUCUUUCUUUUAUUCAACCGUGGCAAUUCAAGAAUGCUUGGAUUCGAAUGAUCCCUCUGAAAAUAUUCCGGCUGGAGUGACAGCACUGUACUCCGUCUCGGACAGGAUGGCCACAAAGGAUAUUUUAACUCAUGGUCAUGUCAAUUUAACUCGAGAGAUGGGACUCUUCAGUGAGGAUGACUUGUGUUGUGAAGAGUUUCCCGAUAUUGUGGGAAGUGAGGAUGUUGUAUUGCACGUUUUUACCUCGGGAACGACGGGGCGUGCAAAAGCGGCAAAGAUGAAACAUAGUCGUUUGGCAACAUUUGCGACUCCAAUUUUCGGCCUGGAAUUGAACCCAGACAGGGACGUGCUUCUCACGCCUAUCCCACUGUACCACGUGCAAGGAGGUCUGCUCGUCGUGGGGUUGCCCCUGUACCAUGGCGUUCCGCAAGUCAUUAUUCGCAAGUUUUCGGCCUCCAACUUUUGGAAACAAUGUGUCAAACACGACGUGACAUGCUGCCAAUAUCUGGGCAAAAUUUUGCGAUAUUUGCUGAAUCAGCCUCCAACGAGGGAAGAAAAGUUGCAUAAAGUGCACACAUUUCAUGGGAACGGGGCGAAUCCCGUGGUCUGGAAGAGAUUCGUGGAGAGAUUUGACACCAUAAAGAAUUGUAUGGAUCAACGGAAGGAAAUUGUGGAACUAUGAAUGCAGAACCCCACGUUGGCACGGCGGGCUACUUGCCCAUCCUACUUUACCCCUUCCUCCCCUUCUUCUUUGCUCGGGUAUCGAGCGAAGGCGAAUUAGUCCAACCACAGGGCUGGUGCAACAUGCCCCGAAAGGAGAAGCGGGAGAGUUGCUGGGGAAAAUUGUGAAAUCCAAUCCAUUCCGGGACUACAGCGGCUACACGGAUGAGACUCAAAGCAAAGGGAAUAUCGUGAAGGGUGUGAAGCAGCUGGGGGACAAAUGGUUCCGAACGGGCGACACCUUUACGAUGGAUAAAUUUGGAUACGUCUAUUUCAAGGAUAGGACAGGGGAUUCGUUCAGAUGGAAGGGGGAAAACGUAUCGACGUUAGAAGUGGAGCAAGGUGUCGGAAAAGCGAUCGGGGUCAAUAAUGGUGUCGCCGCGUUUGGCGUAAGUAUUCCUGGAAUGGAUGGGAAGUGUGGAAUGGUUGCCAUAAGUGAUAUCAAUGGUGGACUAAACAUUUCAAAUCUGCACGGAGAAUUGGCUCGCUAUCUCCCGCCAUACGCACGACCAGUGUUCGUCCGCGUGAUGAGAAACGAGUUGGAAACGACGGGAAGCUUCAAACUGCAAAAAAUGGAGCUACGGAAGGCAGGCUUCAGUUCGGCUUUAAUGAAUGGGGAUUUACUUUACGUUUUACAGGGUGGAAAAUACAUUCCAAUGCGGAGUGAAAUAUAUGAUGAUAUUUUACACGGGAAAUUUAGAGUUUGACGGUAAUGCAAUUAUAAUUAGUAAUUAAUUACUCAUAUACUUCAGAUCAAUUUCAGGGAAAUUAAUUAAGUACGAAAUGUAAUUAAACCGUCUUAUUUUAAAAUUUGUAUGCGUAUUGUGUAUUUUUGAGACCAUCACUAAGAUUAGGUCGGUUGUUACUUAGAUUCCCGAUAUGAAUAAUGCAUGUUUUUAUUAAUUUGAGUUAUUGGUAAAAUAUGUAGAUUAAUUCACAUCUUCAUUUUUAAUUACAAUCCUUCGGUAUAUUUAAAUAUCUGCAUAAUUAUGUAUGUAUAUUGAAAUUGUAUGUGUAUUGAAAUUUCAUCUAUGUAAUUAAUUACUAAUUAUGAAGGGGUAAUUUUGAUUCAUUACCCGACUGAUAUAAGUGAUAUCGGGUAACGAAUUACACAAUUAGAAUGUACAAUUUAGAAAUUACUUGCUUUCGUCGAGUCAAAAAAAGUAAUCAGUAAUUAAAUACAAACUCAAGUAAUUAAUCGUCA